AUGGUGUCUCCUCGUUACUGUACCCGCUCACGCACUGCUGCAGAGGAAACCUCUUCUGAAAGGACUGUGGCUCCUUCUGGACGUCAGCAGAUUGUUGUCCGCCUUCGUCCUCAUGAUGUCGUAGCUGACACCGCUGAGCCCACCGCCUCCUCACCCCUGGCCCGGUUGGCUGAUCCUCUCGCGUCCCCGGUGGUACCUUCCUCUCCAUUGGUGCCACUGUUUCUGGGAAUGGAUGACGACAUGGUUGUCCAGAGUCCUCCUGGCUCUCCUCCCCCUGCUCGUGUUGCACCAGGUCUCUCAGGAGAAGACUACUCUCCGGCCUCUCCUCCUCCUCACGACCUGAACAAGGUUGGUACGAGUCGUCCUGCUCGGGAGCUGACCACUCCUGAGCAUCAAGCCAUGUGGGAAGCUGAGCUGGCUCGCUCCCCCACCCCUCCUCCAACUGCCAACGAAAUAGUCGAUGCCAUCCUGGCUCCUCCUCGUGCUGUCACCCCAGAGUAUCGGUUGAAUGUGCAACCGCUUACUCCUCCUCCUCGCUGGCAUGGUCGCUAG
Molecule: messenger RNA, 552 nt
Organism: Ustilago hordei
Lineage: Eukaryota; Fungi; Basidiomycota; Ustilaginomycetes; Ustilaginales; Ustilaginaceae
Exons: 1
Coding region: 1-552 (183 amino acids)
Source: RefSeq, a predicted model, not a curated record